CAGGGGACCUUGGAAGGGACUUUUCCCGCAGGUUGCAAAGGGAACCAAACUUGGUGGCCGCUGGCUUCCCCGGUGAGGGCGGCUCUCCUGCCACCGACUCAAGAUGCUUAGGGGUCCGGGGCCCGGGCUGCUGCUGCUGGCCGUCCUGUGUCUGGGCAUAGUGGUGCCGUCCACCGCGGCCUCGAAGAGCAAGAGGCAGGCUCAGCAGAUCGUGCAGCCCCAGUCCCCGGUGACUGUCAGUCAGAGCAAGCCUGGUUGCUAUGACAAUGGGAAACACUAUCAAAUAAAUCAACAAUGGGAGCGCACCUACCUAGGCAAUGCCUUGGUUUGUACCUGUUAUGGAGGAAGUCGAGGUUUUAACUGUGAAAGUAAACCUGAACCUGAAGAGACUUGCUUUGACAAGUAUACGGGGAACACUUACCGAGUGGGUGACACCUAUGAGCGCCCUAAAGAUUCCAUGAUCUGGGACUGUACCUGCAUCGGGGCUGGGCGUGGGAGAAUAAGUUGCACCAUUGCAAACCGUUGCCAUGAAGGGGAUCAGUCCUACAAGAUCGGAGACACCUGGAGGAGACCACAUGAGACUGGUGGAUACAUGUUAGAGUGUGUGUGUCUCGGCAAUGGGAAAGGAGAAUGGACCUGCAAGCCAAUAGCUGAGAAAUGUUUUGAUCAUGCUGCUGGGACUUCCUAUGUUGUCGGCCAGACCUGGGAAAAGCCCUACCAAGGCUGGAUGAUGGUGGAUUGUACCUGUCUGGGAGAAGGCAGUGGACGUAUCACUUGUACCUCUAGAAACAGGUGCAAUGAUCAGGACACCAGGACAUCCUACAGAAUUGGAGAUACGUGGAGCAAGAAGGAUAACCGAGGAAACCUGCUCCAGUGCAUCUGCACAGGCAAUGGCCGGGGAGAGUGGAAGUGUGAGCGGCACUCAUCCCUGCAGACCACAUCCACUGGAUCUGGUAGCCCCUUCACGGAUAUCCGAACAGCUGUUUACCAGCCCCAGCCUCACCCUCAACCUGUUCCAUAUGGCCACUGUGUUACAGACAGUGGCAUGGUCUACUCUGUGGGGAUGCAGUGGCUGAAGACACAAGGAAAUAAACAAAUGCUUUGCACCUGCCUGGGCAAUGGCGUCAGCUGCCAGGAGACAGCUGUGACUCAAACAUACGGUGGCAAUUCAAAUGGGGAACCAUGUGUGCUACCAUUCACCUACAAUGGUAGGACUUUCUACUCCUGCACCUCGGAAGGGCGACAGGAUGGACAUCUCUGGUGCAGCACAACUUCGAACUAUGAGCAAGACCAGAAAUAUUCUUUCUGUACAGACCAUACUGUUUUGGUCCAGACUCGAGGUGGAAAUUCCAAUGGUGCCCUGUGCCAUUUCCCCUUCCUGUAUAACAACCACAAUUACACUGACUGUACCUCUGAGGGCAGGAGAGACAACAUGAAAUGGUGCGGGACCACGCAGAACUAUGACGCUGACCAGAAGUUUGGAUUCUGCCCCAUGGCUGCCCAUGAAGAAAUCUGCACAACCAACGAAGGGGUCAUGUAUCGCAUCGGUGAUCAGUGGGAUAAGCAGCAUGAUAUGGGUCACUUGAUGAGGUGCACAUGUGUUGGGAAUGGUCGUGGGGAAUGGACGUGUGUCGCCUACUCCCAGCUCCGAGAUCAGUGCAUUGUCGAUGACAUUACUUACAAUGUGAAUGACACAUUCCACAAGCGUCACGAGGAGGGACACAUGCUAAACUGUACCUGCUUUGGUCAGGGCAGGGGCAGGUGGAAGUGUGACCCCAUCGACCAAUGCCAGGAUUCAGAAACCCGAACAUUUUAUCAAAUUGGAGACUCCUGGGAGAAGUAUGUGCACGAUGUCAGGUAUCAGUGCUAUUGCUAUGGCCGCGGCAUUGGGGAAUGGCACUGCCAGCCUUUGCAGGCCUAUGCAGGCACAAGUGGUCCUGUCCAAGUAAUUAUCACUGAGACCCCCAGCCAGCCCAACUCUCACCCUAUUCAGUGGAAUGCACCAGAGCCCUCACACAUCACUCAGUAUGUGCUCAGGUGGAGACCUAAAACUACUGCAGGCCGUUGGAAGGAAGCUACCAUUCCAGGCCACUUAAAUUCCUAUACCAUCAAAGGCCUGACCCCAGGAGUGGUAUAUGAGGGGCAGCUCAUCAGCUACCAGCAGUAUGGCCACAGAGAGGUGACACGCUUCGACUUCACCACCAGCGCGAGCACACCUGUGACCAGCAACACUGUGACAGGAGAGACAACACAACUUUCUCCUGUUGUGGCCACUUCGGAAUCGGUGACUGAAAUCACAGCCAGCAGCUUCGUGGUCUCUUGGGUCUCAGCUUCGGACACUGUAUCAGGAUUCCGGGUGGAGUAUGAGCUGAGCGAGGAGGGAGAUGAACCGCAGUACCUGGAUCUUCCAAGCACAGCCACUUCUGUGAACAUCCCUGACCUGCUUCCUGGCCGCAAGUACAUUGUCAAUGUCUACCAGAUAUCUGAGGAAGGAAAGCAGAGUUUGAUCCUGUCCACUUCACAGACAACAGCUCCCGAUGCCCCGCCUAACCCUACCGUGGACCAAGUUGAUGACACCUCCAUUGUGGUUCGUUGGAGCAGACCGCAGGCACCCAUCACAGGAUACAGAAUAGUCUAUUCUCCAUCAGUAGAAGGCAGCAGCACAGAGCUCAACCUGCCUGAAACUGCCGACUCCGUCACUCUCAGUGACUUGCAGCCUGGCAUUCAGUAUAACAUCACUAUCUACGCUGUGGAAGAAAACCAAGAAAGCACUCCCGUUUUCAUCCAACAAGAAACUACUGGGGUCCCCCGCUCAGAUAAAGUUUCCCCUCCCAAGAACCUGCAGUUUGUGGAAGUGACGGAUGUGAAGGUCACCAUCAUGUGGACGCCCCCUGACAGUGCGGUGACCGGCUACCGUGUAGAGGUGCUCCCCGUGAACCUGCCUGGGGAGCAUGGCCAGAAGCUGCCUGUCAACAGGAACACCUUUGCAGAAGUGACCGGGCUAUCCCCCGGGGUCACCUAUUACUUCAAAGUCUUUGCUGUGAACCACGGGAGGGAGAGCAAGCCUCUGACUGCCCAACAGACGACCAAACUGGAUGCUCCUUCUAACCUCCAGUUUACCAAUGAAACUGACACGACCGUUCUGGUGAUUUGGACACCACCUCGGGGUAAGAUUACAGGCUACCGGCUGACUGUGGGCCUGACCCGAGGAGGACAGCCUAAGCAGUACAAUGUGGGGCCUUCUGCCUACAAGUACCCUGUGCGGAACCUGCAGCCUGGAUCAGAAUACACCGUGUCCCUUGUGGCCGUGAAAGGCAACCAGCAGAGCCCCAAAGCCACUGGAGUCUUCACUACUCUGCAACCUGGGAGCUCCAUUCCACCUUACAACACAGAGGUGACUGAAACCACCAUUGUGAUCACAUGGACCCCUGUUCCAAGGAUUGGUUUUAAGCUGGGUGUACGACCAAGCCAGGGAGGCGAAGCCCCACGAGAAGUGACUUCAAACUCAGGAAGCAUCGUUGUGUCUGGUUUGACUCCAGGCGUGGAAUACAUUUACACCAUCCAAGUUCUGAGAGACGGGCAAGAAAGGGAUGCACCGAUUGUCAACAGAGUGGUGACACCAUUGUCUCCUCCCACAAACUUGCACCUGGAAGCAAACCCUGACACUGGCGUGCUUACAGUCUCCUGGGAGAGGAGCACCACCCCGGAUAUUACUGGUUAUAGAAUUACCACCACCCCUACAAAUGGUCAGCAGGGAUAUUCUUUGGAAGAGGUGGUUCAUGCUGAUCAGAGUUCCUGCAUUUUUGAAAGCCUGAGUCCUGGCCUGGAAUACAAUGUCAGUGUUUACACUGUCAAAGAUGACAAGGAAAGUGUCCCUAUCUCUGAUACCAUCAUCCCAGAGGUGCCCCAGCUCACUGACCUCAGUUUUGUUGAUAUAACCGAUUCAAGCAUCGGCCUGAGGUGGACCCCGCUAAACUCUUCCACCAUUAUUGGGUACCGCAUCACAGUAGUUGCAACAGGCGAAGGGAUCCCUAUAUUUGAAGAUUUUGUGGACUCCUCAGUAGGAUACUACACAGUUACAGGGCUGGAGCCGGGCAUUGACUAUGACAUCAGCGUUAUCACUCUCAUUAAUGGCGGAGAGAGUGCCCCUACCACACUGACACAGCAAACGGCUGUCCCUCCUCCCACUGACCUGCGGUUCACCAAUAUUGGUCCGGACACUCUGCGUGUCACCUGGGCCCCACCUCCAUCCAUUGAGCUGACCAACUUCGUGUUGCGCUACUCACCUGUGAAAAAUGAGGAGGAUGUUGCAGAGCUGUCAAUUUCUCCUUCAGACAAUGCGGUGGUCUUAACAAACCUGCUGCCUGGGACCGAUUAUUUAAUCAGUGUCUCCAGUGUCUAUGAACAACAUGAGAGCAUCCCUCUCAAGGGAAGACAGAAAACAGGUCUUGAUUCCCCAACUGGAAUUGACUUUUCUGAUAUUACUGCCAACUCUUUCACUGUUCAUUGGAUUGCUCCUCGAGCUUCCAUCACUGGCUACAGAAUUCGCCAUCAUCCUGAGCACCUUAGCGGAAGACCCCGAGAAGAUCGAGUGCCCCCCUCUCGGAAUUCUAUCACCCUCACCAACCUCCAACCAGGCACGGAGUAUGUGGUCAGCAUUGUUGCUGUUAAUGGCAGAGAGGAAAGCCCCGUCUUGAUUGGCCAACAAUCAACAAUUUCUGAUGUUCCAAGGGACCUGACAGUCGUUGCUUCCAGCCCCACCAGUGUAAUGAUCAAAUGGGACGCUCCUGGUGUCACAGUGCGCUAUUACAGGAUCACUUAUGGAGAAACAGGAGGGAAUAGCCCUGUCCAGGAAUUCACUGUGCCUGGGACCAAGACUACAGCUACGAUCAGCAACCUGAAGCCUGGUGCAGAUUACACCAUCACUUUGUAUGCUGUCACUGGCCGUGGGGACAGCCCUGCCAGCAGCAAGCCAAUUUCCAUAGAUUAUCGAACAGAAAUCGACAAACCAUCCCAGAUGCAAGUGACUGAUGUUCAGGAUAACAGCAUUAGUGUUAGGUGGCUACCUUCAAAUUCUCCUGUUACUGGUUACAGAGUGACUACUACUCCCAAAAAUGGCGCAGGACCAUCAAAAACUAAAACUGUAGGUCCAGAUCAAACAGAAAUGACGAUUGAAGGCUUGCAGCCCACUGUGGAGUAUGUGGUUAGUGUCUAUGCUCAAAAUCAGAAUGGAGAGAGCCAGCCCCUGGUUCAAACUGCAGUAACCAACAUUGAUCGCCCUAGAGGACUGGCAUUCACUGAUGUGGAUGUCGAUUCCAUCAAAAUUGCUUGGGAAAGCCCACAGGGGCAAGUUUCCAGGUACAGGGUGACCUACUCAAGCCCUGAGGAUGGAAUCCAUGAGCUAUUCCCUGCACCUGAUGGUGAAGAAGACACUGCCGAGCUGCAAGGCCUCAGACCGGGUUCUGAGUACACAGUCAGUGUGGUUGCCUUGCACGAUGAUAUGGAGAGCAAGCCCCUGAUUGGAACCCAGUCCACAGCCAUUCCUGCACCAACCAACCUGAAGUUUACUCAGGUUACACCGACGAGCCUGAGCGCCCAGUGGACAGCACCCAAUGUCCAGCUCACUGGAUAUCGCGUACGGGUGACCCCCAAGGAAAAGACUGGACCCAUGAAAGAAAUAAACCUUUCUCCUGACAGCUCAUCAGUGGUUGUGUCAGGACUCAUGGUGGCCACCAACUAUGAAGUCAGCAUCUAUGCUCUCAAAGACACACUGACGAGCAGACCCGCUCAAGGAGCUGUCACCACUCUGGAGAAUGUCAGCCCUCCAAGAAGGGCCCGUGUAACAGAUGCCACGGAGACCACCAUUACAAUAAGCUGGCGCACCAAGACUGAGACGAUCACUGGCUUCCAAGUGGAUGCCAUCCCAGCCACUGGCCAGACCCCGGUGCAGAGGACCAUUAGCCCGGAUGUCCGAAGCUAUACCAUCACAGGUCUACAACCAGGCACUGACUACAAGAUCCACUUGUACACCCUGAACAACAAUGCCCGGAGCUCCCCUGUGAUCAUUGAUGCCUCCACUGCCAUCGAUGCACCAUCCAACCUGCGUUUCUUAACUACCACACCCAACUCCUUGCUGGUAUCAUGGCAGCCACCUCAGGCCAGGAUUACUGGCUACAUCAUCAAGUAUGAGAAGCCUGGGUCUCCUCCCAGAGAAGUGGUCCCUCGGCCCCGCCCUGGUGUCACAGAGGCCACUAUUACUGGCCUGGAACCAGGAACUGAGUACACGAUCUAUGUCAUUGCUCUGAAGAACAACCAGAAGAGCGAGCCUCUUAUCGGGAGGAAAAAGACAGAUGAGCUUCCCCAGCUGGUCACCCUUCCACACCCCAAUCUUCAUGGACCAGAGAUCUUGGAUGUUCCCUCCACAGUUCACAAGACCCCUUUCAUCACCAACUCUGGGGAUCACACUGGAAACGGUAUUCAGCUUCCUGGCACAUCCCCACAGCAGCCCACUGUUGGGCAACAGAUGAUCUUUGAGGAACAUGGUUUUAGGAGGACCACACCACCCACAGCAGCCACCCCUGUAAGGCAUAGGCCAAGACCGUACACACCGAACGUAGAUGAGGAGAUCGAAAUUGGUCACGUCCCCAGGGGAGAUGUAGACCACUACCUCUAUCCUCAUGUUCUGGGGCUCAAUCCAAAUGCCUCUACAGGACAAGAAGCUCUCUCUCAGACAACCAUCUCUUGGACCCCAUUCCAGGAAAGUUCUGAGUACAUCAUUUCAUGUCAUCCUGUUGGCAAUGACGAAGACCUCUUACAGUUCCGAGUUCCUGGAACUUCUACCAGUGCCACUCUGACAGGCCUGACCAGAGGGGCUACAUAUAACAUCAUAGUAGAGGCCCUGAAAGACCAGAGAAGGCACAAGGUUCGGGAGGAAGUGGUGACUGUGGGCAACUCUGUCAAUGAAGGCCUGAACCAACCUACAGAUGACUCCUGCUUUGACCCCUACACAGUUUCCCACUAUGCCAUUGGAGAGGAGUGGGAGCGAUUGUCUGAAGCGGGCUUUAAGCUUACGUGCCAGUGCUUAGGCUUUGGCAGUGGUCAUUUCAAAUGCGAUUCCUCUAAAUGGUGCCAUGACAAUGGUGUGAACUACAAGAUUGGAGAGAAGUGGGAUCGCCAGGGAGAAAAUGGCCAGAUGAUGAGCUGCACAUGUCUUGGGAAUGGAAAAGGAGAAUUCAAGUGUGAUCCUCAUGAGGCAACAUGUUAUGACGACGGGAAGACAUACCAUGUAGGAGAACAGUGGCAGAAGGAAUACCUGGGUGCCAUUUGCUCUUGCACUUGCUUUGGAGGCCAGAGGGGCUGGCGUUGUGACAACUGCCGUAGACCUGGGGCAGAACCUGGUCCUGAAGGUUCCACUGGCCACUCCUACAACCAGUAUACACAGAGAUACCAUCAGAGAACGAAUACUAAUGUUAACUGCCCGAUUGAGUGCUUCAUGCCUUUAGAUGUCCAGGCUGACAGAGAAGAUUCCAGAGAGUAAUAUCAGCACCCAAAGGACCAAGCGCGUCUCUCUGCCAAAGUCUGUCUAAACUGGAGUUAUGUCCGCAGAUCCCAUCUUUGAGAGUUUCUUUCUAGCCUUUUGCUCUGGAGUAAGUUUUCUGGCUUCAGCUCAACUCACAGCAUCUCCAAGCAUCACCUAGGAGUGUUUUGAGACUUUUCUUAUAAAUGAGGGCAGGACGUUGCCUCUUCAGCUUCAAAAUAUUCAGUACCGCUCAGUAUUUUAAAUGAAAUGAUUCUUGGUAUGAUUUGGUGUGGGAUCAAUAGGGAAGUGAAUGUGCCAACCAAGAUGCCAGAUGGGUUGAACAAUAUUACCAAAGUUUUAAGUAGGG
This is a messenger RNA of Fukomys damarensis (Damara mole-rat), 7886 nucleotides long. It is a transcript of the gene Fn1, whose product is annotated as fibronectin 1. The record is from RefSeq and is a predicted model, not a curated record. NCBI's taxonomy places the organism in Eukaryota, Metazoa, Chordata, Mammalia, Rodentia, Bathyergidae. Bases 104 to 7537 code for a protein of 2477 amino acids. Gene Ontology annotation, biological process: cell-substrate junction assembly; nervous system development; heart development. The transcript has 46 exons. Gene Ontology annotation, molecular function: integrin binding; proteoglycan binding. Gene Ontology annotation, cellular component: extracellular region.